AUGACCAGAAAUUUAAAUCUUUUUAUUAGAUAAAAAUUAAAUGAAGGUAUAAACAUAAACCAUAUUCAGAUCUACGUUGACGCAUUCAGUGGAGAAGAAAUCGUUUCAGACAGUUUCAACAUGGAAGAGAAAUUCGAAGGUGUUAUUGGUGAAGUUCAAUCAUAAGAUAUUGUUAAAGGAGCACUCAAUGUUGAUGUUGGUGCUGGUGGUCAUUUCGGUGGCAAGAAUGAAGAUGAAGAAGAUGGAGGUGUUGAUGAUUAAGCCUAAAAAGUGAACAACAUUAUUGAUGCUUUUAAAUACGCUGAAACACAAUUUACCAAAGCUGAUUAUGUCACAUACUUCAAGGCCUAUGCCAAGAAGGUCAAGGCAUACUUAGAAGCCAACAAACCAAAUAGAGUUGCUUCAUUCUAAAAGGGUGCUGGUGAAUUCAUCAAAUGGGUUUCUGCUAACUUCAACGAUCUCUAAUUCUACUGUCCUGAGUCAUAUGACAUGGAAAAUCACAUCGUUCUUGGUUAUUACAAGGAAGGUUAAGCCUCUCCAGCUUUUGUUUACAUUUUAGACGGAUUAAAAGAAGUCAAGAUGUGAUGUAUAUAUACAUUAAUACAUAUCAUUAACACAAAUUCCUCAUUAUU
Molecule: messenger RNA, 632 nt
Organism: Paramecium tetraurelia
Lineage: Eukaryota; Ciliophora; Oligohymenophorea; Peniculida; Parameciidae
Exons: 3
Cellular component (GO): cytoplasm
Molecular function (GO): calcium ion binding
Source: RefSeq, a predicted model, not a curated record